AUGGGGGAAAAGGACGUCAGUGCCCACGGCCCCUUUCAACCACAGUGGCGCUAUGGCUCUGCUGGCCGAGAGAGGUUUCUCCGGGCAAGCCAGGAAUUCGCCGAGUUCGACGAUGGUGAGGGUCUGCCAGCUCCCGAUGAUCCGUGGUACUGGCCAGGCUGGGAUGGGCCUGCGCACGAUCGGCCCCAACGCAGUUCCCGACCGUCCUCUGCGAGAGCCAGGCAAAGCAAACCGCCAGGUGUGGGACGCGCUGCAGGGCCUGCUUUCGUCGGUGACGAGGUGCUUGGCAAUCGCCAAGAACCGGAAAGCCGGCCGGUCGACCACAACGAUUUCCGGAAUGGGACGACAGGCCAAGCCACAUCUCAAAUGGCAGAUUGCGUGAAAGGCGUCCUUUCUCGCAUAAACGAGGCUCUCACAAAGCUGGACCAACCGCAGGACUGGGAGCCUGUGAUGCCAGGCAUAGGGACUCCUGGCACGGCGAGAGCCCAGCAGGCUGAAGUGCAAUCUGCUGAAGCCUUUGCCUCCACACGACCCGGCCCUGGAAGCAGGCUCAGCGCUCGCGGGCACGUGGGCGCCAAGAGCCCGGUCCUGGUGACUCCUCGAAGCAAGAUGAUGUGGAGGGCAGCACGAUCGAUGCGUUUCUUCGCGCACGCCGCCGACCCUGCCGGCCUCCUGCAGACUCGGAGACUGGGACCUCCGCUCGAGAAGCCGGAUGCGAUGCGCUUGCUGAUCGUUUGGCACUCCAGGACUGGAAUGGCGAAACAAAUGGCAGAGGCGCUUUACACUGGUGCGCUGAAAGCGAUGCAAGACAUGGAAGCUGCAGAAACCGACUUUGCGAUCGACAUGCUCCGUGCUCAGGAUGCGCAGGUGAGCGAUCUGCUGUCGGCACAUGGCUUCCUCUUUUGUGCACCGGAAAACCUCGCUUCAAUGUCAGGUGAGAUGAAAGAGUUUUUCGACCGCUGCUAUUAUGGAGCACUUGGCAGAUUGAACGGACGUCCUGUCGCACUGGCUGUUUGCGGUGGCUCAGAUGGCGAGGGUGCAGCAAAUCAGAUGGCCCGCAUAUGCAGGGGUUGGCGCUUGAAAAAUCUGGCAGUGCCUUUGAUUCUGAGAAGUGGAGCGCAAACUCCUGAAGCAGUGGCUGCUGCGAAGGUCUUGGACACAAGCGGAACGGAGAAGUGCAUGGAUUUAGGUGGUCUGAUGGCGGCACACAUGCUGCUUGGGGUGCCGUGA
Messenger RNA from Symbiodinium necroappetens, 1230 nucleotides. The record is from the annotation of a GenBank genome assembly. NCBI's taxonomy places the organism in Eukaryota, Dinophyceae, Suessiales, Symbiodiniaceae.